Messenger RNA from Nezara viridula (southern green stink bug), 1740 nucleotides. NCBI's taxonomy places the organism in Eukaryota, Metazoa, Arthropoda, Insecta, Hemiptera, Pentatomidae. The record is from the annotation of a GenBank genome assembly.
CAGUACUACUGAGACCAGCGAUUCAACACCACUAUUUUUAUUCUACGGUGGCUUACAGUUGAUGCUUCGUCAUGAUACACACAGUGAAAAUAAACCAGCGAAUUUCAAAAUGGAUGAACCACCCAAACGUUCAAAUAAUCGGCUUUCUCAGUGGGAUCAGUGUUUACUGUUUCACUAUUCAAAUCUAUGCAGCUAUUAUGCCUAACUUUAUCCAGCAGAAGGUGUGCAGUUCCGAUGUUCAACCUGACCUCAAUGCAACGUGUAACAACACCAAUGCAAUAAAUGAAGCUACCGAUAUUGUAACUAUAAGAGGCAUCAUUCGGGAAGCAGUCCCAGUAGUCAUCCUGUUGUUGGCCGGAUCGUGGAGAGACGCCACUGGACAAUACAAGCCCUUGAUAUACUCAUCGCUCAUUGGCGGAAUCCUAGGUGUGUCCGUACUGCUCCUGGCGGCUUUGAAAUGGUCUAUGUCGGUCUGGACGGCGUCCAUCAUCGAAUCCGUCCUCAACGGUAUAUUUGGUGGAAACAAAGUCAUGUACCUAGGAGCUACUUGCGCCAUGACCGAUCUAACUACCGAAGAUCAGAGGAGUAAUAGGUUGAUGAUGUUCCAGGUUUCAGUUUCAGUGGCUAUUUUCACAGCCAAUGCUGUGUCUGGUUAUUGUCUUCAUCUUCUUGGCUAUAUGUGGUUCUUCAUCAUGGUCAUAGCUCUUUUCUUUGUUGCUUUUGUACUUGUGGUGUUCUUGAAAGACGGCGAGAAAAGACUCGAUAGGAACGAACAAGCUAAAUUAUUUCAAAAAAUGAAAUCCAUUACUAAAUCAAGACCUAAUAACUUGGUUGUUUGGCUCAUGCUUAUCGGCUGUGUUAUGAUCAACGUCUGUAGCCUUGCGGAAAACAAUUUGUACCUCUACUACUUACAGCUGGGAUUUGACUUUACAGUCAAAGAAUCUGGUCUUUAUACUGCUUUCCGUUUAAUGUUCAGUGUAGUGGGCACAGCGAUUCUAUCACCGGUGUUCACAAACGUUUUAAAAUGGUCUGACUUCAGAAUUGGUAUUAUUAGUUCAUUUAUGUGUUUUAUUGCGGCAGUUUUAAUGAUAUUCGCGAAGACAGUAGUACAUUUGAUAAUAUUUGGCAUGUUAGAUUUUUUGAGAUUAUUUGCCAGUACUCUGCCAUUGUCAAUUGUGACUAAGUAUGUAAGAGGUGACGAAGUAGGAAUAUUUGUCAGCUUACGUUUCAUUGGUGAAUGCCUGUUUCCAAUUUUUCUUUUUUAUAUUUACGAAAUUAUAUUUUCUGCAACUUCAAGUACAAUCCCUGGAGGAUUCUUCAUGGCCAGUGCCGCCAUUAUAUUGCUUGUAUUUGUCUUCUACUGGAUAUGCUCUUGUAUCUACAUUGAAGCAGUGGAACCUUUGGAUAAAGAUUCGUCUAUAAACAACGAUGUUGAAAAACGUGAAGCUGUUAAAACACCAGGCAACGACACAAUAAUCGAAAAAUACUAAGGAGUUACAAGAUGAUUGUUAUAAAUAAAACUUUGGGUAUAUAAGACGAACCAACGCUUAUGCUUUAAGAAAAAACAACAUUAAAAAAAGUUUUGUAAAUAUAUUUAUAAAUUAUUUUUAAAGAUUUUACUUAUUUCCUUCAUCCCAGUUAUAAAAAAAUAAAAUAAAAAACUUUAAUAUUAAUUAGGAACUAAGAAAAAUAAAAUACCUCUGAAAUCAAUAUUAACAUUCAACAAUGAAGUUCACAUUA